UACUGCCAUGAUGCCUUUGUCAGAUGAGUAUUUUUACAAUAUUAAUAAAUUCUCAAAAACAAUAAAUAUAUUAGCCGGAAUGCCUUUAUUCGUUGAAAAAACAAACAAAUAUUAUCAAUAUUAUUGUUAUAUUGUAGAUAUUACUUUAUUUUUUGGGUUUAUUGCUAUUACGAGUAGUGUUUUUUAUUCGGACGAAAUAUUUGAUAAAUUAAAAUCUAUUGCCGUUGGAGCUUCGUCUUUAUCUGGAUUGUUGAACUCGAUGUAUCAAAGAUAUAACUACAAACGCAAUCAACACAUAAUGAAUGAUUUACAAUGUAUCUCAGUGAAUUUUCAAAAUGAUCAGCCCAUUGAAUGUUUUGUAAAGAAGAUGAAAAGUGAUAUUUGGUUGACAAAUAAGUUGCUUUUGUUUGUAGUAAUUAUUGCAGCACUUACAAUUCCUUUAUUUUUAUUCUGGGAUAUAAUUGUUCCACAAGAUGGAAUGAAAAUUCAUACUGUUGUACAGAUGGAAAUACCAUUUAUUGAUGCUAGUGAUGUUUUGGAGUAUUGGUUAAAGUCUAUUUUAUUAACUUUAAUUAUAAAAUGCGGAUUUAUUCAUCUGAGAAAAAAUUUAUCUUAUGAUAUUGAGUGUAAAAAUGAUGUAUCUCUGUUUUAUGGAUGUAUUAAAUGCCAUCAAAAUAUUAUAAG
Daktulosphaira vitifoliae (grape phylloxera) is the source of this 684-nucleotide messenger RNA. RefSeq lists its product as uncharacterized. NCBI's taxonomy places the organism in Eukaryota, Metazoa, Arthropoda, Insecta, Hemiptera, Phylloxeridae. The record is from RefSeq and is a predicted model, not a curated record. The transcript is spliced from 3 exons. The annotation marks the transcript as partial.